AGAAUUCAGAAAUGCUUGAAGCAACAAAACCCAGCAGGAUGAGGAGAUCCGACUCGCCGCGGCGCCACCUGUUGGGGAAAAUCCACUGUUGCCCUGGUUCUGAUGUGGUCCAGUCAGUCGCCCUGUUCUGGACUCUCAGAACCCAGAGCGCCCCCUGCAGGCCGGACCUCCACACCGCCGUGCGUUUGGUCUCCAGCCCCGCCGCAGUUUCCUUUGGACCAACUCGCUGUGUUGCUGCCUCCAGUCUUGUGAAGUCACUUCCUGUGUGUGUGUGUGUGUGUGUAUUUAAGCAGUUUUUACCCUGUGUGUGUUUUAGGGUCAACGUGUCGAGUUCUGUUCGGACCAGAGCUGGUUCCGAGUCGCUCUGCUUUUCCUCGCGUUCCGACCCGGCAGUCCGAUGUUUACAUGUCCUUCAUCUCUUCCAGCGGGUUCUUUACGGCCCGUUUGGCGCCACGGCAACCCCUGUGGGCCGGUUCUGCUCCAGACCCGGUUGUUGGACGGAGCCGGUUCUGACAGGCUGCAGGAAACGGGACGACACUGGACCUGUUUUUAUUUUCUUUGUCACGUUUGCCUCUCUGUGUGGAAGUUUCUGCUCAGAGACGGAACCGAACCAGAGAUCCGGUUCCAGAGUCCAGACUGCUAAACGGUGCCGUCUGACCCAAUCAGCUGCAGAGAACCUCGCCUUCACCUCCAGAACUUUCAUUCUGAUCAGAUAUCAGAAUAAAAACCGGGUCGGACCUUCCUGUCUGGAUCGAGUUUUAUUACAGAGGAAAGCAGGAAAUGGAACCAGUUUGAGUGUUUUCACCUCUGCAGCCGGGUCUGGUUCUGAUUCUGGUCCCCGUUCCGGGUCUGGUUCUGAUUCUGGUCCCAGUUCUGGGUCUGGUUCUGAUUCUGGUCCCAGUUCCGUAUCUGGUUCUGGUCCCAGAGCAUGGAAGAGCCGAUGAUCUGAUCCGCUGAGGUUCUGGGAAUGAGAAGAACCCGUCUCCAGAACCGGAACCUUAACUUGGGCUGCUACCGACCGGGUCUGAGAGCCGAGGCGGUUCUGACCCGUAGAGGAGUGAAACCAGUGCAAUACGUUUUUAUUUUCUAACGUGGUGAAAAGCAUGUUGUUGUCCGCCGAACCUUGCAGUAAUAAAGUUUUUUUUAUCAACA
Messenger RNA from Poecilia latipinna (sailfin molly), 1152 nucleotides. RefSeq lists its product as uncharacterized. Lineage: Eukaryota; Metazoa; Chordata; Actinopteri; Cyprinodontiformes; Poeciliidae. Bases 12 to 944 code for a protein of 310 amino acids. The record is from RefSeq and is a predicted model, not a curated record. The transcript is spliced from 3 exons.